CUUAUUCUUGUACUCGUUAUUAAUUCAUACGUAUUUGAUCACGUUAUUACCUUGAAAUGGAUCGUUAACGCGCUAAUAUAUAUUAUGAAUCGCAGUAAAACAUUCAAUUCAUCAAUUCUUCUAUAAUCAAUCCAACGAAAUGAACGCACUAUUGUUUUCUAUUUUAAAAAUUGAUCUUUGAAUCUCUCUCUCUCUCUCUCUCUCUCUCUCUCUCUCUCUCUCUCUCUAUCGAUUCAUUUAUCUUUUUAUCUAAAUAAAUUAAAUAUAUUAUUUAUCUAUGAUGUAUAUAUCCAGAUACUUUAUCUAUUCAUAUCUUUCAAUUUCAAGGCAUGGAAUUUAAUUUCGUUAAACUGGGAAAUGUAUUUAAAUAUUAUGUUUUAUUUGAUGUUGAGAUCGUUGAAGUCACGAAAUUAAAAAAUCGCCAAUACAUCUAAUAUCAGUAUAGGAUAGAUAUAUGUGAUACCAUUCAGAUUCUCGUACAGAAGAUAAGAAGCUGACGGGACCACAUUUAACUCUAUUCGUUCAAUUUGUCUCGAUUAUUUAUCAAUUAUAUACAGAAAUAAUUUGUUAUCUAUCAACAGUCGUUAUUACAACGUGACUCGAUCUCAUUUUUUUAUAUAAUACGCGAUACUGCCAAAAAUCUUAGAUCCUAUUCACUUCGAUAAUCGCUUUAAGUUAUGAAGUUAAUCGAUUAAAAAGUGCAUGCUUGAUUAUCUCCUUUUUUCCUUCCACUUACGAAUGAGCUCAACCAAUUCCAAUUACGCACAAAAGCGUCCCUCGACGCUGUAAUUAAUCGUCCUACAUAAACGAGUAUGUCGAGUAUAACUCAUUAGCGCACCUUUUUCUAAUCUUGGCACGACAACUUUACAAGCUGUAUAACAGUUUCUUAUUCUAUAAUUAUUAGAUUAAAUUUAUUAUAUAAACUGUUUCGUAUAUUGUAUUUUCGAGAAAGAUAUGAGAAUCGGAUCAAUGAAAUUGACGAUGUAUCGUAUAUUUUACCGAACAAAGGGGACCGUACUUGAUUUUCAAUUCGAACAUCUAUUACGUGUUUGUGUGUUUUUCUAAUAUACACUUUAAUACAAUUUUGCGAUUGUUUAUGAAUUUUCGAUCGAUAUCUUGUCAAACGCAAGUCGAUGUACGUAAUCGUUAUUAAGUGAUUAACAUAUGCAAGCAAGAAUUUCACGAUUAUUGUUAACGUGUUAGAUGGCAAAACGGAAGAUAUACGCGUAUACACGCGAGAGAAAAUGGUUUGUUGGCCGAUUGCCGAGAAGCUAAAAGAGUAUAUUCGAGGAUAUAGAAUGAUGAAGCAAGCAACCGAUGGUACGAAACGCGAAAAAUCAAAAUUUAAGAAAAAAUAUUGGAUUUUAAUCCAUAUUUUUACAGAUGAACGCUUUUUUCCUUAAGUAAUUACUUACCGAUUAUUCUCUUUCUCUCAAGUUCUGUACUUGAAAUCAUAAUAUCGGUGAAAAAUGAAACGCACGAAUCAAUGUCAUUGUCGAUGUUGUUAAAAGUAAGAAGGCAUGUCUAUUACCGCGAAACAGAUUUAUCCGACGGAAGCUGUGCGCGCCAGAGUUGCAGUUAUUUUCGCAACAUGAGUACAGUGGAGAGCAGAAAUCGACUUGACGUACCAUCGCGUUUUUAUAUUUUCGAUUACAAGUUUUUGAUUGUAACAGCGGUCCAAAAAACAACAGUGUACGUGCCAAUAACGAGAUUCGUUAGAUAAGAUGAUGAUGUACAAGCAAGCCGAGUUCGAGGACGAAGAUAGCAGUAGCAUCGGUUCCGUGGCUUUGAACAGCGAGGGCAUUAGCACAUCGGCCACGCAUAUACGAUACAAUUCGGGGAUCUCGUUGUGGAGAGCGAGAAGCGCUCUCGAGAGAUGUCUUUUCAUCAUUUGCGCGGGCCUCCUGUUAAUGGUGAUGAUGCUGUCGAUAGUGAUCAGCAGCAAGAACGGUUGGGACGAAGCACAGAUACUUCACGUUACUUCCCAUGGAGAAAAUGGUACACACUGUUUAACCGAGCACUGCAUCACGGUAGCCGCUUCCAUUAUAAACAGCAUAGAUCGUUCGGUCGAUCCAUGCGACGAUUUUUACGAAUACGCGUGCGGCGGUUGGAUCAAGAAGAAUCCUAUACCGGAUGGGAACAGCAUGUGGGGAACGUUCGACAAGUUCGAGCAAGAAAAUCAGCUAAUUGUGAAAAAUGUCCUUGAGAAACCAUUGGUCGAGAUGAAAUCAAAGGCCGAGAAAAAAGCAAAGUAUUAUUUUCUCUCGUGUAUGGACGCGAACGAUACGAUCGAAACGCUCGGUGCGAAACCGAUGUUGGACUUGUUGGAUACUAUCGGUGGAUGGAACGUUUCUGGCAAAUUCAAUAUAAGCGAAUGGUCUUUGCAGAACAGUAUGCAUAUUCUGCAAAAUGUUUACAACAUGGAUGGUUUAUUUACAUGGGCGGUAAACGAAGAUGAUCGAAAUAGUAGCAGACACAUUAUACAAAUCGAUCAGGGAGGUUUAACGCUGCCAACCGCUGACGAUUAUCUCAACAUCACCGAACACGGUAAAGUGUUGGCUGCUUAUUUGGAAUACAUGACAAAGAUCGGCGAGCUGUUAGGCGGUGAGAAGAACUCGACGAGGAAACAGAUGCAGGAUGUGAUACAGUUCGAAACGAAAUUAGCGCGGAUCAUGACGUCACCCGAGAAUCGUCGGGAUAAAGAAAAGCUUUACAAUUUGAUGUCGUUGAACGAACUUCAACGUAAAGCGCCAUUCAUGUCGUGGGUAGACUAUUUUAAAAAUGCGACGCGUAUCGUUAACAAGAAGAUCAACGACAAGAUGAUGAUCGUGAACUUUGCCCCGGAAUAUUUUAUCAAAUUGUCCAACCUGGUAUUAGACUACAACAAAACGAACGAAGGAAAAGUGGUACUGAAUAAUUAUCUGGUUUGGCAAACGGUGAAAUCUCUAACCACCUGCCUGUCGAAACCGUUUCGCGACGCUUACAAGGGCCUGAGGAAAGCUUUGAUCGGUUUGGAAGGCCAGGAGCAGCAAUGGCGUUAUUGCGUCAGCGAUACGCAUAACGCGAUGGGUUUUGCGAUCGGUGCCAUGUUCGUUAGAGAAGUUUUCCAUGGAAAGAGCAAACCCAUGGCGGAGAAGAUGAUCGACCAAAUACGGAAAGCUUUUACCAAGAAUUUGAAGAAUCUGGAUUGGAUGGAUCCGAAAACGAGACGGGCAGCCGAGGAGAAAGCGAACGCGAUUACCGACAUGGUCGGUUUCCCCAAUUUUAUCUUGAACCCGUACGAGCUCGACGAACGUUACAAGGAUCUGACGAUCAAGCAAAACGAAUACUUUCAAAAUAACAUACGGGUGAAUAAGUAUAAUUUACGAAAGAAUUUAGAAAAGUUGGAUCAACCUGUGAACAAGACUACGUGGAUCAUGACACCGCCAACGGUGAACGCUUAUUACUGGCCCACGAAAAAUCAAAUGGUUUUUCCCGCUGGUAUCCUUCAGAGCCCGUUCUACGAUAUGGAAAAUCCGAACAGUUUGAAUUUCGGUGGUAUAGGAGUAGUGAUGGGACACGAAUUGACUCACGCGUUCGAUGAUCAAGGAAGAGAGUACGAUUUACACGGAAACUUGAAUCAUUGGUGGAACAAUGCCACGAUAGAGAGAUUCAAAAAUAGAACGGAGUGUUUCGUCGAGCAGUACAGUAAUUUCGAGAUAAAUGGCCGACACGUAAACGGAUUGCAGACAUUGGGGGAAAAUAUCGCGGAUAACGGUGGUCUUAAAGCAGCGUAUCACGCGUAUCUCUCGAUCCCAAAAAGCUACAAAGAUCAGCUACCCUUGCCCGGUCUUAAUUUGACGCAUCGACAAUUGUUCUUUCUGAAUUUUGCUCAGGUUUGGUGUUCCGCCAUAAUGUCCGAGGCGGUAGCCCUUCAAAUCGAGAAAGACGCUCAUUGUCCAUCGAAAUACAGAGUGAUAGGAUCGCUCUCGAAUCUACCAGAAUUCGCUGCGGAAUUCAAUUGUCCCGAAGGCUCGCGGAUGAAUCCGGUUCACAAGUGCGAAGUGUGGUAAUGCAUCUCGUUUCCUUCUAGAAAAUCCUUUGUCCGAUGAUUGUCGAUGCAAGAAAUUGCAUCGUUUCGAUUCCAUUGUCGGUAUGAUAUACGGUAUAUAAUGUACGGUAUAUAUCGCGAACGAGUCGUUGUCAAAACUCAAAGAAAAAAAUGCUUCCGCUUCUAUCUUUAGAGCUAGCGGCUCUUCCUUCGACGUUUCGAUUUUUAUUCGAUUACGAGAUAAAAUUCGUCGUUUCGCGACGACAAAAGCAAAGCAUCGGUUCGCGCUUUAUCAUACUUCCCAAAUCGUUCCUCCACGCGGGAAUUGGAUUCGUAAACAGAGUAUUCCACGAAUAAAAGAAACGUCGAAAACAUAGAAGCGACGGAUGCAACGAAUCCAGUUUGCGACAACGUGAUUUUAUCCGAUUUCAAACGUUAAAUUUAAUCAACGUCCAUUUCGCCAAUUCGUGUUGCGUGAUUUAUUCGAAAUUCUAGCGAAUAAAUCGAACACCGAACAUUCAAGAUCUCGCGGCUUAUGCGUGUUUGAUGUAUCGGUUUAAACUGUGUACUCGAGAAAAUCAGCUUCGAAGCUGGAUUAGAAAGAUACUAGGACCAUAUACGGUUAUACGAAUCGUUCAAUUUCCUCGUACGACGUUGCGUCGCGCCAAUGUUUUUUCACUAACAAAUAAAUUCACUAUGGUUCAUCGCGAUCACUGGAAAUAUUUAAUCCAUUGAAUCGACCGACCGACCGACCGACUAACCGACCGACCGAUCGACCGACCGACCGAUCGACCGAUCGAACAAUCGACCAACUGACCGACUUUAUACUUUGUACCAUAAGCGAGCAUGUUUCUACGCGAUAACUGAUUUUUCACUUUUAUACUUAUACUUGAAAUCAGUAUUGAUUAUCCGUUCGAAACGCGCUACAAUAUUACACGCUAUUUACAGCAAUAAAUUUACAAUACGUAACUAUAUAUUUACUUGAAACUUAACGCGUAUAAAGAUAUAUCGUUUUGGAAUUCUGUCUUUGAUUAAUCUCUCUUCGGCAGAACACAUAUCUAUUAUCUACAUAUCUAUCCGAUAUUGACACGAUGCGUUAUUAACUAAACAAGGGAAAUUAAGGAAAUUAGGAGAACGACGAUUUUAAAAUAUACGAAAAAACAAA
This is a messenger RNA of Apis cerana (Asiatic honeybee), 5195 nucleotides long. RefSeq names its product M13 family metallopeptidase neprilysin 3 (gene Nep3). Gene Ontology annotation, biological process: protein processing. Gene Ontology annotation, molecular function: metalloendopeptidase activity. The record is from RefSeq and is a predicted model, not a curated record. Lineage: Eukaryota; Metazoa; Arthropoda; Insecta; Hymenoptera; Apidae. Gene Ontology annotation, cellular component: plasma membrane.